AUGAAUAUAAGUGAGUUGGAAUUUUUUAAUUAUGCUAAUAAUCUGAAAUAUAUAGAAACAUUAGACAUAUUUUCAAAAGAAUGGUUUGAAAAUCAUAAGAAUAUUGUUUUUAUUAAUGUAUAUUUACACAGUAAUAAUGAUAUACUAGAUAAUAUAGUAGAUGAAAGAAUUAAUGCUAUUGUUAAUAAGUUUGAAACGUUACUUAAAGAAAUAAUUACUAUAUAUUUUAUAAGACUUAUAAAUUUUGAAGAUAAAUAUAAAAAUAAAAAGGAAUUUUUAUCAGAUGAAGAAAAAAAAGAAUUAAAAAACAAUCAGCACACUAAAAGAAAUGAAGAUACAGAUGUAUGCAAUAAUUUUCGUAUUUCUAGUUACAUAUCACUUUAUCAUGAAAUGUCUAUUCUAAACAUUUUCGAAUUCCUUUUAUUUUCUGAUUCUAUUUAUGAAAGUAUAGAUAGCUAUAUGGUAAAUUUAUUUGCCUAUAUCUAUUCUAAUUUAGUAGCCUUUUUAAAAACAAAUUCAGACGAAUAUUUUGUUAAGCCUAUGAACGAAUUGUCUAUAAGUGAAAUGUUAAAUGAAGAAAAUGAUAAAACGUAUAAUAUUGAUAAAUUAAAAAUAUAUAUAAAUGUUAUAAAUACUUUAAGAAAUAUAACUGAUAGAAUCCAUCUUUUAAAUAAUACAGUUGUUAAUAAAAUAGUUGACUAUGAUAUUUUAUUAAUAUUAAUACCACUUAUGGAAAAGAAGCCAUGGAAACACGGAAAUUACAUAUUUGAAAAAAAUGAAUGGAUUAAAAUUGAGGAUAAUGUUUUAGCAACUGUUGAAAAACAAUUGUGGUUAAUUUUAUAUACUCUAAUAUUAAAUAAAAUUUGUCAAGAAAAAUAUGAAAUGACAAAUUACAGAAGGAACAAUAUUUUAAAGCUAAGAAAAUAUAUGAAUGAAAGUUUACAUGAACAGAUACCACCUCUCAAAACACUUCAUAUAUUUAUAGAACAUUUAUAUAUAUCGAAGAGCAUUUAUCCUGAAAAUAAAAAUUCUUAUUUAAUUAUUGAUAUGGUUCCUGAUAUUUUUGACGAAAUAAAAAAUGAUAUUUUAAAAAAAAAAAAAGAUAUAAUUUCUUUGUUGAAUAAUGUUAAAAUUGAAAAAGAUAUUUUAGAAAAUAUAUCUAGUGUAUACUUUUCUAUUUACGAAUUUGAUCAUGAGAAUAAUAAAAAAUAUAAAAAUGUUUCUAUAAAAAAUAAUAAUAAAAAAGUAAUUUCUGAAGAAUACUAUAUAUGCAAUAAUUGCAAAGAAAGUGCUGAAUUACAGUGCUCACAAUGCAAAAGAAUCUAUUAUUGUUCGAAAGAAUGUCAAAUGAAAGACUGGUUUAAUCAUAGAGAGGAAUGCUCAAAAGAAUAA
Messenger RNA from Plasmodium relictum, 1392 nucleotides. Its product is annotated as MYND finger protein, putative. The record is from RefSeq and is a predicted model, not a curated record. Lineage: Eukaryota; Apicomplexa; Aconoidasida; Haemosporida; Plasmodiidae. The transcript has 16 exons. The coding region runs from base 1 to 1392 and encodes 463 amino acids. Gene Ontology annotation, cellular component: cytoplasm.